Molecule: messenger RNA, 114 nt
Organism: Trypanosoma brucei brucei TREU927
Lineage: Eukaryota; Euglenozoa; Kinetoplastea; Trypanosomatida; Trypanosomatidae
Exons: 1
Coding region: 1-114 (37 amino acids)
Source: RefSeq, a predicted model, not a curated record
AUGAUGCGCUUAUGUCUGUGCCUCGUUAGUGCGGCCACGACUAGAGAAGGAAAGGAAAGACAUCUGCGUCGGCUAUCUCACGUUAUCACCACCGCCCUCCUUCCCCGCCAGUAG